GUCACAGACAGUCACAGACAGACUCUGUGACGUUUGACUGUAAAGAAAAUCAAAAUGAACGAAUCCGUCAGUGUCACCGUUUCCAGGAAGAAGCCGAGCGACGCGCUGGUGAAGCGUCAGCGCGUUUACGACUUCCUGUACGAUCCGGUUCACACGGUUUCAUCCGAGGUGGAUCACAUCCGGUCCAGAGCCUCCCUACACAGAGUGCGGCGAAUGCCCGAGUUCGACUCCAUGUUCAGCAGCCUGCCGCACCACCCGGGCUUCACCCUCCAGCUGGACCCCACCGACCCCGUCCCCCCGGCGGUGGACCGGGCCUGGAGAGGCUACAGGGACCAGCACAGAGAGGCUCUGCAGCAGCUCACCGGGGUGACAAGAAGGGACCAGAGUCAUCGAGGAGCUGAUCACUGGAAAUACUUUCAGAGACCUCUACUCCCCUCCUCACAGCGGCUUCCCCCUGACGUGAUCUAUGGUUUGCAUCAAGGAAACCUAGUGCCUCCUGGUGGACAGAAUGCAGAACAGCAGCUCACACACAUCACUGUGGGGGUGCAGACGGACUACAGGGAGAGUGAGACCCAAACAGACCCGUACUGCCCCGAGUACGUGAUACGACCGGGCACGACCCCGACGGAGCUCCUGCAGCUCGCUCCUCUGACCUGGGGACGCGGCCUGCCCGCUGGCCUGGCGGAGGUGGAGAUGAUCGAGCGGGCCCGGGCCAAACGGGUCUGGGAGGCGGGUCUCCCCCCGCUGGACGACCUGAGUCAGCUGGACAGGAGGAGGCGGAUGAUGGAGGAGAUGGAGGCCAAGGAGUGGGCGUUCAGGGAAAAAGAAAUCCAGAAGCUGCAGGAGUCCCGCCUGGUGGUGCUGACGGACCUGUUGAUGCAGAGAGACGAGGCCCAGAGACACUUGACAGACCAGAGACUGAGACACAGCUACUUAAAGCUCCUGAGCCACAGGGAGGGCCAACUACACAAGACCCACAACCAGUACAGCCGCUCCCUGAGGAAACUGCAAACGAAGGGACGGAGCAUGAAGGGGCAGCUGAAGCGACUCGGCCUGAGAGACACUGAGUUCGUCCCUCACUCCCUCCGGGGAACUUUCACCGGUGCUCACAGCAGUGCCUCACAGAAACACCACUUGACCACAUAUGAAGGCCUGGUGGAGCUGGAGGCCCGAUCCUCCACCCCCCUCUGUCAGCUGCGGCUGAAAAGAUCCAAAGACGUCAUCAAGGACGUGAUCCAGCCGUCUGUGAAGAAAGCGUUGGAGCAAAUGAACACAUACAAGGCGCUGAGGGAGAAGAGGGCGGAGAAGCCGUUACGAUUCCUGGUCAAGAAGGAGAAGCCGGUUCCUCGUCCCGCCACUCCCACAGUGGAGGAGCCGCCGGAGGGAGAGGAGGACACGGAGCUCGCUGUCAUCCACCUGCAGAAGCUGCUGAGAGGGAAAAGCGUCCAGAACGAGAUGUUUAAGGGCAAAGAGAACCACACGGAUCUGAUCCAGGAACUGAGGACGGUCCACGCGCUGCAGAGACAAGAGCAGGAGCUGCAGCAGGUGGACAGAGAGCUGAUGAUCGCCCUGAAGACAGAGAGAGACAAACAGAGAAUCGAGACGUCUCAGACCGAGGCGUCCCAGGCCCGAGUGAUCGGCGCAGAGCUGGAGGACAUGUUCGACACCUUGUCCAAGGAGCUGAUUCGCCUCCAGGAGGAGCGAAGGAUCCACGCCUUCACGCUCCUCGCCGAGAGGGAGCGCCGCAUCCGAGAGGCCGAGGAGAGCGGCAGGAGGCAGCUGGAGGAGUUCAGACGCAGAGAAGAAGAUGAGAUCUUCAGACAAGUGGUGCAGAUUCACCAGGAAACUGUGGACUUCUAUCUGGAGAGCGUCAUCUUGGGAACUGUGGAGCGGACGGCGAACGACCAGGCCCGAGAGGAGAUCCGCCGGAGGGCCAAGGAGAUCAACGACAUCGUAUACGCUGCGGAGCAAAGCAGGAACAACCUUCAGUCGGAGGAGAUCGUUUCAGAGCUGGUUUACAGUUUCCUCAUCCCAGAGGUGGAGAAGAUCAACAUCAGGAGAAGAGUUCACGCGAGGCAGCAGAAACACUUGGAGGCCGUUCGGAGCAUCAUCAAUGAGGCUGCAGAGGGUUCUGGGUUCCCGCCCUCCUCUCCUCCCCUCUCUCCCUCCUCUCCUCCCCUCCCUCCCUCCUCUCCUCCUUCCCUCCUUCCUUCUGAAACAGCCUCUGUUGAGGAGCCGAGCAGCCGAGAGCAGGAUCAGCAGCAGGAAGCAGAACCUCAGCCUCACUGAGUAGAGACCUCAACGACUGCUCCUACCGGGGAUACCUGGAGAGGAUCUGAACCUUGUCCUCUCACAGCUGGGGUCCCUCAAGGUUCCGUCCUGGGUCCCCUCCUCUUCUCUCUGUACAACAACUCUCUCGGCUCUGACUCACAUGGUUUUUCUUACCAUAGCUACGCAGGUGAAACCCAACUAGACUGAACUACUUUUCCUCCCACCCACCACCUGACUAUUACCUUUGACAACUCCAUGGUCCAGGUCCUGUUCAGGGCUCUGGUCAACUAACCCAAGACUACUGCACUUCCCUCCUGGCAGGUCUACCUGCUAGUGCCAUCCGAUCUCUGCAGCUCAUUCAGAAUGCAGCAGCUCCACUGGUCUUUAACCUAAAUUCACUCUGGUCCUCCGCUCCCUUCACUGGUUACCAUUGAGCUCCACAUCGACAUCAGGACAGAACAUCUUCACAUCUUCCUCCAGACUAAAGACACAUCUCUUCUGACUACAGCUUGGUUUAGAAGAUGGUGUCUGAUAAACAGGGAAAAAAUACAUAUGUCAAAAAUAAUAUGUGUUGCCCUUGUACUGUAGAGACUGAAAAUAUUAAAUUCUGAGAUACAGUCAAACUGAGAUUGGCUCUGAGCCCACAGCGUGAACCCUGCACCUGAGGAGGAAGUUCCACUCUCCAGCCACUAUGAGGCACUGUUGCUCUAAAUUUAAAAGAUUUGUGACAGAUUCAUUCAGGGAUUAGUUGAUAAAAAUGUUUAAUGGUAUUAUAGAGGUGUUUGAAAUUUAGUUCAGGCGUAUUGAAAGAAGUUGGGUAAAGAGAGGACAUAGCUAUAAAAGAGUCAUCAGGAGGUACUGGUCGUAUUUAAAGUGGACUUCAGAUCUCUGGACGUUCAGAACUCAGCUCCACAUUAAGUAAAGUCAACUUAAGCCCUGAUUCUUGAUUUUGAAUUCACUUUAAAGACCUUUUUUCAACUUGG
Platichthys flesus (European flounder) is the source of this 3254-nucleotide messenger RNA. It is a transcript of the gene cfap91, whose product is annotated as cilia and flagella associated protein 91. Lineage: Eukaryota; Metazoa; Chordata; Actinopteri; Pleuronectiformes; Pleuronectidae. The transcript has 17 exons. The coding region runs from base 55 to 2289 and encodes 744 amino acids. The record is from RefSeq and is a predicted model, not a curated record.